Molecule: messenger RNA, 3958 nt
Organism: Magallana angulata
Lineage: Eukaryota; Metazoa; Mollusca; Bivalvia; Ostreida; Ostreidae
Exons: 8
Coding region: 57-3935 (1292 amino acids)
Source: RefSeq, a predicted model, not a curated record
UGGAAUUGACAGUCAAGAACCGCUUCUGUGUUGCUGUGUGAUGACGAGGGACAAUAAUGGGGUCAGGGGCAUCUAAAGCGCCAUCUGUUGACACAUCAGCAAGUAAGGAUAAGGAUUCAAAGAAAGCCACGCCCAUCCACCGUGGAACUGUGGGUAAGAAAGGGAAGCCCAGUCCACAUCCGCCUCUUACUUCAAAAAAAGAACUCCUUAAAGACGUCGACCUUAAGUUUAUCGAUGACAUUGCGCUGCAGGUUCCCGCGGACCUUCUGGUGGAGGAUUUCUGGGAUGUGGUGGAGUACAUGAUUGUGACGCCGGACGGACAGGUCGUCAAUGAUCUGUUCAAAGUUCGCGCCAUCUUCCGCUGGAUAGUGUCGUAUGACAUAAUGAACAUCGACACAGACGUACUACCGCCCGACGGAUCCCCGCUGGAAUACUUCCUGAAGAUUCAGUGCGAGAUCGGCGACCACGCCCACCUCUUCUACACCAUGUGCUCACUAGCGGACAUACCAUGUGUUAUCAUCAACGGGAUGACGAAGAGCGCCAUGUACGAGCUUGGUGGAGAAGUGGAUAGAACGAGUAUGGCCUCCCAGUGGAACGCCGUGUAUGUGGAAGGAGAGUGGAGAAUUGUGGACUGUUUCUGGGCAUCCGUAUGUGUUGAUGAGAGGAACUCAAUAGACAGAGUGGAGCUCACAAAGAAGAACCGUCUAAAGCGAGUGAUGGAGGACGGCGAGGGCCCCGUGCCAUUCAAUGACUUCUAUUUCCUGGUGGAUCCGGAACAGUUGUUGUGGACCCAUCUUCCGGACGAGCCUGCAUGGCAGCUGGUGAAGUCUACGAUUACAGAGAAGGAAUUUCAAGAGAGGGCUUAUGUUAGAGAACAGCUCCACAUACUGGACAUGGAGAUUGGAAAUAACUGUAAAAACUGUAUUCUCUACACAGAUGGGGGUCCGGUCAAUAUUGUGUUUACGUUACCAAUGUCAGAAGGAAGAUUCUACAAGUUCGCCUACAACCUUAGUCAGAUGAAAAUGGAAGUGAUAAAUGGCGAGGAAAAGCCUGUAGAUUUACUUCUCGAACGCUUUGUUUUCUUUGAGCACACAGAGGAACAAGUCAAAUUCAUAAGCAGACUACCGGUCACUGGAAUGUUCCAGUUUGAUAUUUUUGCGGUUGAUGUGCAACAUUCCAAAUCCUACAAACUUCUUUGUACCUACUUGAUUCAGUGCGAUGGGAAAAGCGACUCUAUUCUGCCUUUUCCUGAUUGCCCCGACCUAGGGUGGGGUGUAACACCUCACGCAGAGGAUGCUGGGAUACGUUUAAGAAAUAAAGAAAACCCUUGUGGACGAAUCACCACGAAAACCGGAGAAAUUGAAUUUAUAUUCGAGGUACAAGAUAUUCCUUUCCUGUCUAGUUCUUUGAAAAAUGUGCUAAUCAAUGAAGCAUUAUUAAGCAAGUACAUUUUGUCGCGAAGAGAUAAAGAGAAGUAUAUAGUGAAAGUUCGAUUACCAAAAGAAGGAGAAUAUGCAUUGAAAAUAUUCGCCGACGACGGGGGAAACAAAAUAGAGAAUUAUAUUCCAAAGGACAUCAUAAACUUACUCCUCUAUUUCGAUGGAGGCGAACAGAUAAACGAACCUUUCCCUAAUGUUGCUGGUGGCAACGUAGGAACAAAGCCCUACGCAGAAAAGUUUGGUAUUGACGUCAUAAGUUAUCAAAACGGAAUGGUCAAAGCUUGGGGCGGAAAAGCACGAGUUGAGUUUGAAACACACUCCGAGGGAUUGGUCCUCAUGUGUGACUUGUCUUCAAGUAACAAAGACGCCCAAGCAAGAGGUAAGAUAGAGAGCACCCAUGUGGACAACCAUUGGGUAUUUGACUUAACACUUCCCGUUCCGGGCGACUACUCUAUGAAUGUCCUAGCGGCCAUAGAUGAGGACAGUAGCAAUGUCUAUGAGAUUCAGAGUUACAUGAUAACUUCCAUCGUCAGUGAUGUUAAGCGCGUUAAGUUUGCAGAGGAUACAAAGGAGGAGGACGACAUUAUUACAGCAACUAUUAGGACAUCAGAGGAAACCAUCACAAUCCCAAUCCCGCGUGUAGACGCGUCAGAAAAAGUCUUUACACGUAUAAGUCGCCGCGACGGCAGAGACGGGGAAAACGGUACGCGACCCUCCGUGGCGGUCAACUCCGACACGUUUGACAUCACGUUAAAGGAGGAUGGCGAGUACGUGAUGGAUGUAUGGGCUCAGGAUAAAUCAAACGUGUUGGAUACUGUAGCGAGGUUCGCUAUCUGCCGCCGGCCUUCUAUUGACUCCUAUACUGAUGAUAUCGACGCCUUGAUAGAAUCUCUGAAACCUCAAGCAGAAGUAGAGGAAGAGAUAGAGGAGAAUAUUGAGGAGCAGCAACAAGCAGAGGAAGCGAUAGACGAGAAUGAUGAAGAGCAGCAACAAAACGAUGAUGUAGAUCAAAGCACAGUGUUAGGGGACGACGAAGAAAGUGAUUGCCAAAGUGAAAUCAGAGAUAGAGAGAAUAGUGAAAUUAAGACACCUUCUCAUAAUCAGAAAGAUGAAAAAGAGUCAAACAGUGAUGCUGAAGAAGACAAAAUAAAUACAAACGACAAUGAAAAACGAGAAGAGUCAGAAAUUAAUACUGCAGUUGUUAUCCAUACCACAACUAAGCUUAAAGAAGAAAGUUCUAAAUCUAAGAAUGUCAGCACUGACGAAAAUCGCAAUGAUCGCCCAAAAAGUACACAAGAGGAAAAUGAAGGUCGUCGUUCAGCCGAUAGCAUUCCAGCUGAAAACCAAAUUGCCGCAGGUACUGUUACCAGUGUAGUUGUUAAAGAAGGCAGGCAGAAUAGGGACUCAAUUUCAACCAAAUCAGACGACAACCAAGAGAAGGAAAGUGACGAUGUCUUUAGUUCCUCAGACGGGAGAAGUCUCGGGGACGUAGACUCAGAGAGCAUCUUCACGGUCCAGGAAAGCGACAGAGAGGACUCCACGCGGAACGACAGCGUAAGCGUGUCUGCGUUCGGGAAAGUGGCAGCGCAUGUCAUCGCCGAGGACCAGGUGGACAAUGAUAACGACGACGAUUACAGCGAUGAUGAAGACGAGCGCCUUACCAUGGAAUCUGAGGCAGAAGUAAAGCCCGACAUUGACGAAAAAAACAUGGACAAAGAUACCAAAGAUAAAUACCGUGCUGCACGUCGACGUACGAUUGUCCGUAAGUUACACAGAGCGAUACGAAACAGAAAAUUGAAGGAACUGGUGCGCAUAUUUGGAGAAUACAAAGCAACACAGCCUCCAAAGAGUGAUGAACUACUAAGGGAAGCUCGGCGGAUCAUUAACCAGCUGAAAGCCAAAGACAAUUUGAUAAAUGCCACGUUAUCAAAAGACCCGGAUAUCCUACGGGAGGCGAUAAACCGUGCCCACAAGUACAACUAUAACAUGGCGCUGACGGUACAGAUUCUGCUGGCUAAUCGUCUGCUGGAGAGGUACAUCCGGAUGAAGAAGAUAGAGACCACGGUCAUCGACAUGAACCAGAACGCCGUCACAGAGAUGAAGAAGUACACCCAGCCUCCCAACGGGGUACACCAGACCCUGGGAGCAACCUUCCUACUCCUGGGGGAGGGGGCUACAGUUGUCAAGGAUUGGAAAAAAUGUCAUGCUUUGUUGUUUAAAACUGGAAAACAGAGCAUUCUACGGCGUGUUGCGACAUUUGAUCCGAAAGACACCAAUCCCACCAUUGUUGCAGCUGCGCAGAAAAUCAUGAGUCCUUUUAAGUAUCUGCAAAUUCGUGACGUCAGCAAGGGAGCGGCAGCAUUUUUUACUUGGGCUAACAACAUGGUUCAACAAGCGGAGUCCUACAGAAACUCACUGCGGAAGAGCGGGAAAACGUCCGCGCGGAACAUCGGGCCUAGAUCCUCCAGUAUGGCGCCUCCCAGCGGCAAACGUUAAAAUUUUCACAGAGAGAUGACUUC